Messenger RNA from Suillus fuscotomentosus, 300 nucleotides. RefSeq lists its product as uncharacterized. NCBI's taxonomy places the organism in Eukaryota, Fungi, Basidiomycota, Agaricomycetes, Boletales, Suillaceae. The transcript has a single exon. The record is from RefSeq and is a predicted model, not a curated record. Bases 1 to 300 code for a protein of 99 amino acids.
AUGCAACUGCCAUUAACACCAGCAUAUGCAUUUACAGACUACCAAUCACAGGGUCAAACAAUCAGCAACACAAUUAUUGAUAUCGCACAACCACCAAGUGGAGAACUUACACCAUUCAAUGUAUAUGUUGCACUGUCACGAGGUCAUGGACGAGAAAACAUCUGCUUUCCUCGAGACUUCAAUGAAAAGCUUGUCACCACUCAUCCUAAUGAGUACCUCAGGCUUGAAGAUAAGUGUUUAUUGGAACUGAAUGAAGUAACAGAGAGGUGGUGGGAACAAAGGAGGAAGCUAAUUUUGUAA